Molecule: messenger RNA, 1124 nt
Organism: Salvia miltiorrhiza (redroot sage)
Lineage: Eukaryota; Viridiplantae; Streptophyta; Magnoliopsida; Lamiales; Lamiaceae
Product: bi-functional coumaroyl CoA and feruloyl CoA ortho-hydroxylase F6H2-2-1-like
Exons: 3
Coding region: 6-1079 (357 amino acids)
Source: RefSeq, a predicted model, not a curated record
GAUCGAUGGAGAAACAGAAAAUGACAUGGAAACGUGAAGAUCUGAUAGAUUUCUUGAUAAAGAAAGGCAACGGCAUCAAGGGGCUGUCGGAGCUGAAGCUGGCAAAGAUCCCAGAUGACUUCAUCCAGCCCCCUCACCAAAGGCUAAGCCACACCAAAGUCGCAACCCAGCACUCCAUACCCAUCAUCGACGUCUCCAACUGGGAUGAUCCCAGAGUCUCCCAAUCCAUCUGCGCCGCCGCCGCCGACUGGGGUUUCUUUCAGAUCAUCAACCACGGCAUCCCCAUCGGCGUGCUCCAAGAUGUCAAGAAUGCUACUCACGAUUUCUUCAACCUUCCCGUGGCGGAGAGGAGCAAGUAUCUCAAGGAGAACUCUCCUACUCCCUCCAUCGUGUUGAAGACCAGCUUCAGUCAUUCCGUCGACAAGGUUCUAGAAUGGAAGGAUUCUCUUCUCCACUUCACCGGGACACACGACGACGGCUCCCACCUCUGGCCUAAUUUAACCAGAGAUCGAGUUUUGGAAUAUACUAAGUUGGCAAGACCUGUGAUAGGGAAUUUAGUAAGUGUGUUGCUGAGUGGUAUCAACGUGCAGCAGAAACAAACACAAUCUGAUUUGGUGGGAUCUGUAGAUGUGAGCCUUCUCUGCUACCCAAAGUGUCCGAACCCGGAUCUUGCAAGUGGGGCGACUCCGCACUCCGAUGUAUCGGUGCUCACGCUCCUCCUGCAAGACGACGUAGGCGGGCUUUACGUGCGGGCGAGCCAAGGCGAGGAUCAAUGGAUCCAUGUGGAGCCGAUGGAGGGCGCUCUCAUCGUCAACGUCGGAGAUGUGCUCGAGAUUAUGAGCAAUGGCAAGUACAAGAGCAUCGAGCAUCGCGUGUUUUUGGUGAGCGGCGACGUGGAUAGGGUUUCGGUGCCUCUAUUCGUCAUCCCUCCGCGCGAUGCACUGAUUGGUCCCUUGCCGGAAGCAUUGCACAUUGGAGAGAAGCCUAUUUACAGACAAAUUGUCUUCUCGGAUUACUUCAAUCGUGCCUUCAGCAAACCCCCUAACGGCAAGCAAACUAUUGAUUAUGUUAGAGUCUGAUAUAUAUAGGAAGUGGUUCAAAUAAAAACUUCCUAACGAAUAAGA